Molecule: messenger RNA, 1418 nt
Organism: Bombyx mori (domestic silkworm)
Lineage: Eukaryota; Metazoa; Arthropoda; Insecta; Lepidoptera; Bombycidae
Exons: 2
Coding region: 395-1201 (268 amino acids)
Source: RefSeq, a predicted model, not a curated record
UGGUGUUGGCUUGAACUGUAAGAGUAGUGCACACCAUAAUACGCAAAUAGCAAUCAAGUAAAAACGUCUGAGCCGAUUUAAAGAACGGGUAAAUUUAACACAAAUAUUCUUAAUGUCUUGGGUUAACACAUAUAAUAUUAACACCUAGGUUAGUUUGUGUCAUGAUAAAUGGAAUCACUUGACCCAUACUGUACCUGUCAUAUAGGUACUUUAUUAAAGUGAACGCGGGCGAAGUCGCGGCGCACCUCUCGUGAACGAUAUAGUAUGUACUUCAAAUACGAUUUGACCUCAAGGGUAUCUGCUGUUUUUUCUAAACAUCUUUUAUGUUUCUUAAAUAAAGAUCGGACAAACACAGAAGUCUCAGUCGUGCUCUGUUGCUCGAAACGAUUCCAAGAUGAGGGUGCUGUUAAUUUGCCUGGCGGGCUUACUGGUUUGCCUGAAGACGGCUGAUUCUCACUCAUUGCCGCAAAAGGACUACGACACCAGCGGAAAUAAUAGCAGCUCGGAUCCCGACAACUCCAGCGGAUUGUUCGAUUUUGGCCCCACAACGUUCUUCGUGCGCCAUGUAUUUAGGGAUGACAAUAAAGUGGACAAAAGUAUAUACGCCCACAAGAACGGUAAAGCGAAGAAAGUUUUAGAAGACGGCAUGGCCAUCUUUGUUGAGUUUCCGAAGCCGCGCGCCUAUUUGGGCAAUAAGGACGGUAUCUACGUUUACGACACAGAAAUAGAGAAGCUUGAGAAGUACGGCAAUCUGAGUGACAACGUCAUCGGGAUCGCAAAAGAGAACCGCAGUGACGACCUGUACAUACUGACGGAAGACCACGUCGUCUACAAGGUCAUCGAGGAAGGCACUAAGAAAAUCAAGGUCAACGAAGUUGAGCAUGCUGAGAAAAUAGCGCUGGACUGGGAUGAAAACUUGUACUACAUCGGAGCGAAUAAUCAACCGUAUGUUGUCGCUUCGGACGGUGCGAAGAAGAUCGAAGGUCUUCCAGCUAACCCAACCCUAACGUUAAUCUCUAGGCCUCCGAUCAAGAUAAAACACGGAGCGUGGUUUAUGUCCGAAAAACAGCCCUACAUUAUUUAUCCCAACGCGACCAGCGAACCGUACGUGUUCAACGACCAAGAGAAGUUGGAAUAUGAGAAAAGAAUUCGUGAUCUCGAUGCUAUUUUCUUACAGAUGAGGAACGAAACAGAGGAAUAAAUAAUAAUCUUCGGAUUUCACGUGUUGUAGAGAAAAUUAAAAUGACUUUUACAGACUGACCGUGUCGGACGCAGUCCGCCAUGACCACGAAAACUGUAAAGAAUUCGAAAAAUUGGGAAUUUAAUAAUAACAAUAACGAACUCGGGGUUAAGCUGUAAAAGUAAUUUUAAUUGUAAAAAUAACGUGUUUUUGAUUGAAAUGAACGAAUCUUGUUGAA